AUGUUUACGUCACCACCACCAAUACCAAGAGAAGAAGACCACUUCAGCGCGAAGCGGUUCUGUCUGCAGGCCCUGCUGUGGAGCGGGCUGCUGUUUGCGCCGGGGCGCUGCGACGGGGGGAAUGAAGCGUCGAUCGAGGGGGCGCAUAACGAGCUGCUGGUUAUAGGGACGCCCGUUGCGCACCUGUCCACGAUCACGAUCACGACGACCAUAGCGUACAAGCCGACGCUGAUACCGGGGGCCGCGGCGUACUCGCUGCUGGGAUGUUACGGCCAGCCGGACGAUACUGGGGGGCACGUGUUUGGGGCCGACGAGCACUACGCGUGUCCCGAUACGGUCCCGGCUGCGAAGUUGACUAUACAGGCUUGCUUGGAGGGUUGCUCUUCGUUGCCGGUGCCGAGUAACGGCUCGGAACAUUAUACGUAUGCUGGACUUAGGAAUGGAAGUGAGUGCAUAUGCGGUCUACAGCUCUUACCUCAAGUACACAUGCUCGCGGACGACGACUGCAAGACGCCCUGUGCCGGCGACGCCAGGCUCUCCUGCGGCGGAGAAGACAUCCUCGCUAUAUACGGCCCGGCCUCCGCCGCCAGCGGUGCCAACGGUGGCGAUGGAUCUGACGGUGCUGAUAGUCCUGACAGUCCAGAUAGUCCUGAUGGAGGCAAUGGGGACAUUGGUGCCAAAGGUCCCGACAGUGCCAAUGCGUCAAAUGCAGCCAACGGGGCCAGUAGCCGUGAGGGCGGCAGCGGAAGCGACGACAGUGAAGGGGGAGCUGCAUCAGCUUCGAAGACAGGCGACCAGCAAGACGACAGCGCGAAAUCUGGCGAAAGAACCGCAGAGAGCACGGCCAAUCCAACGUCGAACAAGAUCCAAUCCACGACGCCAACGACAACACCAGCCACCACCACGCCCUCCCCCAAACCGACCACCACGAACAACAACGCCAAAGCCGCCCUCCCCGACCUCCCCACCACCACACCCCCCGGCACGCCGCCGGCCCCAGCCUCAGCGGCGACCAUCGGCGCCAUCACAGGCAGCAUGUCAGGCGCCGUGAUCCUAGCCGCAUGCCUCACGCUCUGCUUCCGCGCCUACCGGCGCAAGAAGCGCCGCCAGGACCUGCACGUCAAGGUGAUCCUGGACAAGAAAAACGGCCGGCCCGUGCCGUCGCCGAUCAGCACGACGUUUCGGAAGCAUCACGACGCGGACGGCCGCGAUAGUCGGGACUUGAGGGUCACGGCCGACGGGGACCUUGUGCCCACGACGCCGGCGCUGGAGAGCGGGGGACGGUAUGUUGGUGCUGGCGCUGCUGGCGGACUGCAUGCGCGGAUGCCGGCUAGUGCAGGUGUGGUGGAGCGGGAUAGUCUGUACAGCACGCUGAUGGGCGAAGUGCGAACCGGGCCCGUCGGGAGCGGUGUCGCCGCUGCUGCGUUUGCGCCCUCGUCGGCGAUGGCGGCGGGAGCGGCAGCAGCGGACGCAGCCGCGGCCUCGGGCGUGCAAUGGCGCAGUCUGCCGCCGACGCCGAAUCAUGCCAAUUACAACCCGUCGCCUACGCAGACGCAUAGUCGGACGCAUAGUCGGAAGGUGAGCUCGCAUAUGAGAAGCCAGGGGUAUGCGUUUGCUACGGCGAACAAUACGAACGCGAACGGGAGCGCGGGCGCUAAUGUUGGUACGAGGACUUAUGGCCCGGUCUCGCCUCCGGCUUCCGCGGCGCGUGUUGAGGGUCUCGGCGACCGUGCCUGGCAUAGACGUAAGAUCUCGACGCCGUACCAGCCGCAGGCACAGGCUCAAGGGGGCGUACCGGUAUCGAACACAGGCAACAUGGCAGCCAGAGGACCACCCAGCGGACCCCCCAGAAUGCCCCUGCCGCCGGUCCGGCCGAGACGGUCGUUCGACACGAUACAGUUCGACGACGUGCAGAUAGGCGCGCCGCACACGGGCCAUAGGCGCAGCAGGUCAUCAAUGGGGUUCGAGCCGCCGUUACCGCUGAAUAUCCGGAAGAAUCCUCCCCCUCAACAACCACAGCAGCAGGAGCCUCAGAUACGGGAGGUGAUGCUGGCGAGGCAGGUCCGGCAGGAUGCCGUGGACGACUCGCCGUUGCUGGGGCAGGACGGGUGGGGCCGACUGCCGCCGACGCGGUUUGGUGGUGGUGGGAAUAAUGAAGGUAGCAGGGGAGAUAGGGGCUUGGACGGCAGGGAACCGACGGUGCCGGUGCUGCCGCCGAUUGUGCCGGGCGAGAACUUUGAUUCGAGGAGGGUGUGGCGGGGCACGAUUUACGCGGAGAGUGACGGGAGUAGUCUUCGGAGUAGUCAUCAGGAUAGUCAUCCGGAAGGUCAUCAUCCGGAUGGCGGCGGCCCGGGGAGCGCUCUGCAUAUGGGAAGGGAUGGGGAUAGGGAUAGAGACGGACACGGCGGGGAUAGGCCUUCGUCGGGUUGGAGCGUUGGGACGAGCAUCUUGUUUCCGUUGGACGAUGAGGAUAUACAUUGA
This is a messenger RNA of Anthostomella pinea, 2481 nucleotides long. The record is from the annotation of a GenBank genome assembly. NCBI's taxonomy places the organism in Eukaryota, Fungi, Ascomycota, Sordariomycetes, Xylariales, Xylariaceae.